Carassius gibelio (silver crucian carp) is the source of this 3364-nucleotide messenger RNA. RefSeq names its product sphingosine-1-phosphate receptor 2 (gene s1pr2). Gene Ontology annotation, cellular component: membrane. Lineage: Eukaryota; Metazoa; Chordata; Actinopteri; Cypriniformes; Cyprinidae. Gene Ontology annotation, molecular function: sphingosine-1-phosphate receptor activity. The transcript has 3 exons. Gene Ontology annotation, biological process: sphingosine-1-phosphate receptor signaling pathway. The coding region runs from base 648 to 1709 and encodes 353 amino acids. The record is from RefSeq and is a predicted model, not a curated record.
GUGUGUGUGUGUGUGUGUGUGUGUGUGUGUGAGAGAGAGAGACUUAGUGAGUAAGUGAGAGUGUGUGUAUUACGUCGCCACGCACGGACCGUGAGGUUGUUGUUCAGUCGAAUAGCGCGUGGAUUACUGAGUUCUGAAUUAAACGGAAGACACAGCUGUACCUGACGCGUCUACACAAACAUAGAGAGUAUUUUUCUUGCCUGACGUUCAUCUUAACCAUGGCUGCGUUAAUGAUUAGAUUACACGAAGCAGUGACUUUGCGAAAGUUUUGACUUCUCUACCAUCACUUAUUUGUGGCUCUCCCGGCGGAUCCUUCGAGACUCGUUCGAGCGGAAUCGGGAAUUACGGAAUCUCAUGUCAACUUUGUAAAUGAAGAUUAAAAACAUCGGCACUCGCUUCUUCCAUCUGCCAAACAUCGCACAUGGGGGGAGGAAAAGAGACUAAGAAGUGAAGAAUAGACUCGAGCCACGCAAUAUUGACUAAUGUUCUGAGAGGAAAUAAUGGGGCUGAACGUGACACAGAGGAGCUUCCUGGGCCCCUGAGACGUGACAUCGGGCUGGGCGUCUCAUUUCCCGUGCCCUUGCUGGCCCAGACAAGCCCAAACAAGCUGCCCUCUGAAUGACUACUGACCAUACCAUACCGUCACCAUGAACAAAUACUCCCAGUACUUCAACAAUAGCCUCAUAAGGGCCCACUAUAUCUUUGCCAAGAACAUGAGCCAGAAGGAUUUAGACGAUCGCAAUAAACCUAGCCUGAGCAGCCUGAACAUUUUAUUUGUUAUAAUCUGCAGUAUCAUCAUCUUGGAAAACCUCCUAGUGCUCAUUUCCGUGUUUCGUAAUAAGAAGUUCCACUCUGCCAUGUUCUUCUUCAUCGGAAACCUGGCCUUCUCGGACCUACUGGCUGGCUCCGCUUAUAUUGCCAACAUCUUCCUGUCAGGCCCUAGGACAUUUAAGUUGGUGCCUGUCCAGUGGUUCAUACGAGAAGGGACUGCUUUCAUCGCACUGGCUGCCUCCGUUUUCAGCCUGCUGGCCAUCGCCAUAGAGCGCUACAUCGCCAUCACCAAGGUCAAAGUUUAUGGCUCCAACAAAACUUGCCGCAUGUUCCUUCUGAUUGGAACGUGCUGGGUGAUGUCCAUCCUUCUGGGAGGUCUGCCUAUUAUCGGCUGGAACUGUAUUGAUAACCUGGAUGAUUGCUCCGCUGUCCUUCCUCUCAACUCCCGAUAUUACAUCCUGUUUGUCGUCACCAUCUUUACCGUCAUCUUGCUGUCCAUUGUGAUCCUUUAUGUUCGCAUCUACCUAAUUGUGCGCACCAGCCACCAAGAGGCCACCAAUUCUCCAGCUUACGCUCUCCUGAAGACUGUUACGAUUGUGCUGGGCGUCUUCAUCGUCUGUUGGCUGCCCGCCUUCACUAUCCUGCUCUUGGACACUUCCUGUAAGAUAGAGCAGUGUCCUAUCCUCAACAAUGCUGCCGUCUUCUUUAGCUUCGCCACACUGAAUUCGGCACUGAACCCGCUGAUCUACACGUUGAGGAGCAAGGACAUGAGGAAGGAGUUCCUCAGGGUGCUUUGCUGCUGGGGGCUGCUCAAUUGUGGCCGGCCUCCUCACCGCUGCAUGGUGCCACUCAAGAGCUCGAGUUCAAUGGAGCACUGCACCAACAAACACGAAAAUCAGUCAAUUCCCAUCAUGCAGGACUGCACUACCUGUGUUUGAUUUCGUCUCCUCAGGUGGUUGAAGAUAAGGAGAGACCCUAUCUUGGAGGAACAGAAGAUGGAAGUGUUCAGAGAGCUCAUGGAUGAAACAAGAAUCGCAAUCAAUGUCUUUGGACUCUCGGACAUUUAGAGUAGAUGUCUGUGCUGGAGUUCUAAUGUAGAGUGGAACUAUGCUACCAGAACUCCCAUGUGUCCUUUGUUGCUUCUGUCCUUGCAAAAAAAAGUUAGCAGAAUAAGACUGUACCACGUAUUUGGCAUUUUAAGGCAAAUGAAACAAAGCCAAAUUCAAAUGGGAAUAUGCGUUUAUAAAUGAAAAAUCAAAGUUGCACUUUGUAGACUUCUAGGCAGCUUGGGAUUGCAUGUUUCUCAUAUGCUGACCAAGCUACCAGAAGUCACAUACAAGUUGUAUCCUAGAUUCGAGAGGACAGAUGAAAUAUAAGGAUCGACGAUGCACUCCAUGUGAACCAAACUACCAUGCAUGCUUGCAGAACCGUAUUUAUCGAAUUACUUGAUAUACAUAACACCCUUUGAUUACCGUUUGACAAUAAAAGUAUUCCGCUUCAUUGUAUUGCAUGAAAGUCUAACCUGUGUAAAACUAAUUUGUAUGGCAAGCUUAUGUACAAUUGUCAAUGUUACUCCUCUUGUCCAUCUUAACUCACUGUCCCUUACUAUUUUUUUUUUUUUAACAUUCCUAAUUUUUCCUAAGAGGAAAGCACAAUCAGAAUGUGAUUACUGAAUUCCUGAUAUGAGUUUCUCUCGAUGUAGACGCUGGUUGUGUUGGCAUGACAAUGCCGUAGCGUCGCUGCGGCAGCGUGUGCUUCGUUUCGUGCCCUCUUGACGAAUGGAACUGAAUAUAAGAAUGAAGUGUUACGAGCGAAGGUUUUCGCUGAUCGACAGUAUUACCGAACAUCAUUGUUCUCCUGUUGAUUAUUGAGCUUGCAGCAACAAGAACGGGCACUCACUGUGAAGUCUAAAAGACAUUUAAAGUUCAUUGAAAUCAAUACGUCAUUGAUAAGAAAGGAAACUCUUGAGAUUAGGACACAACCUAGCAUCCCUUUCUCUCUUUUGAAGGCAUACAUGCUGUCUUUUAAUAGGUCACAAGUCUUCAGAAGAAACUUUAAACUUCCUGCAACCACAGGAAGUCCGGUGUUUUCCUGUUGUUAUGGACUGACCUUGAUGUUGUCAUACGUUAAUGUCAUCAGUCCAACACUUUCACUCGCACAAUCGUUCGCCGUUUAAUCCCAGCAUGUUUUAGUUUCCUCUGCUGAUCGCCUUAGUUCAUCAGAGAAAGCACUUUGGCAGCUCUUCCAAUACCGCCCUAUUGUAUUUUGUUUUUCUUCCUUUCUUUUUUUUUAAUGCAUGAAGAGUUUAAGCCUGUGUGAGCAUCCCUAUUACUCCGUUCAAUGUAAAACAUUGCCUACCCUGUGGAACAAUGUUUGUUUUAUAUGAUAAAUAUAUGAAAGUAUGUAUGUAUGUAUCUGUGUACAGUAUGUAUUGCGUAUACGUAUAGAAUGUCUCGUGUGCAAUAGCCUUGUGUUUUAGUAGCAAGCUACCUGUGCUAAAUCGGUACAAUCCCAAACACUAAUGCAGGUACAUACACAUUAGUUCAUUCCUUUUUUUAAUAAAAAGAAAUUAAAUACAAAAAAAAAAAAAAAA